Trypanosoma cruzi is the source of this 2538-nucleotide messenger RNA. Its product is annotated as trans-sialidase, putative. NCBI's taxonomy places the organism in Eukaryota, Euglenozoa, Kinetoplastea, Trypanosomatida, Trypanosomatidae. Gene Ontology annotation, molecular function: exo-alpha-sialidase activity. The coding region runs from base 1 to 2538 and encodes 845 amino acids. The transcript has a single exon. The record is from RefSeq and is a predicted model, not a curated record.
AUGCUCCCACGUUUUGCUGCAGUGAAGGCACCCCGCACACACAACCGUCGCCGCGUGACCGGAUCCAGCGGAAGGAGGAGGGAAGGAGGAGAGAGUGAGCCACAGAGGUCCAACAUGUCCCGGCGUGUGUUUACUUCCGCGGUGCUGCUCCUCCUCGUCGUGGUGAUGUGUUACGACACUGGGGCUGCAGCCAAUGAUAAUGGAGCGGCGUCGUGUCCAGUAUCUUCACCGGGGAAACAUUUUGCUUGGAGAGAUAAGAAAGGAGAAGAAACAGUGGAUUCGCUCCAUGCUCCCGCUCUUGUUGAGGUGAAUGGUGGCGUGUUUGCCGUUGCCGAAGCGCAGUGCACGAAGGAUGAAGAAUGCGUUUUCACUGGGAUUGCCUCGGAACUCCUGGAGUUUAAUGGUGAAACGCUAAAAGAGGAGUUGCAUGAGAGCAAACUGAAGACACAAGUACUGGAUGAAUGCUCUGCUUCGGAAGAAAGGCAAUGCCCCUCACAAGCAGUGGAACCGGACAGUUCCCAAAGAGUGAUGAAAUUACGUGUCGGCCGGCCAACAACACUUGUGAAAGGAAGUGAUAUUUACAUGCUUGUUGGAAACUACAGUCGGACAGCUGCCACUAAUCCUAAGGAGAGUGUAGGAGAUGAAUGGGGACUUUUGCUGGCGAGAGGAAACGUCAGUGGUGAAGAAAGUGGCAAAAGAGUAAACUGGAAUGAUACCUACCGUUUUCUCUGGACUGAUUUGAAAAAACAACAGCAGUCCUUGACAGGACUGAUUGGCGGCGGCGGAUCGGGUCUUAAGAUGAAGGACGGUCCGUUUCUGUUCCCAGUGGAAGGAACGAAAAAAGAGAAUGGGAAGACCAUUUCACUGAUUAUAUACUUUUCGGCCAAUGAUGGUUGGGUGCUGUCGAAGGGGAUGUCUGCCGAUGGCUGCAGUGUUCCCUCCGUCGUGGAGUGGGAGAAGGGAAAACUCAUGAUGAUGACUGCGUGUGAUGAUGGCCGCCGCAGGGUGUACGAGUCCGGUGACAGGGGGAAUUCGUGGACGGAGGCCCUCGGGACACUCUCGCGCGUGUGGGGCAACAAACAGGGCGUUAGGAGCGGGUUCACCACAGCGACUCUUGGCGGUGUUGGAGAUGAUAAUAAGAAGAAUGUGAUGCUUGUCACUCUGCCGGUGUAUUCCAAUGAAAAAGGUAACGAAAACGAAAAGGGCGUACUCCAUCUUUGGCUGACGGACAAUACGCACAUUGUUGAUAUUGGGCCGGUAUCCGAGGAAGAUGACGCUGCCGCCAGCUCACUGUUGUACAAAAGUGCUAAAGGUAAUAAUGAGCAGAAUGAUGAGUUGAUUGCACUGUACGAGAAGAAGAAGAAGGGCGAUGAAGACAAACCAUCACUCGGUAUGGUCUCUGUGCUUCUGAGUGCGCAGUUGAAGCGGGUGAAGGAGGUGCUGGCGAACUGGAAAGAAGUGGACGGCCGUGUCUCCAAGCUGUGCCCUUCUGAGAAGGAUGAAUCAACUGAAAAUGCCUGCAGCGCUGUUAAGAUCACGGAAGGGCUGGUUGGCUUUUUGUCCGGCAAUUUCUCUAAUGACACAUGGAGGGACGAGUACCUCGGGGUGAACGCCACAGUAACGGGUGAUGCAACAGUGGCAACAGGGUAUCCCGAUGGCGUGACGUUCAAAGGACGUGGUGCGUGGGCGGAGUGGCCUGUUGGCAAGAAGGGGGAGAAUCAGCUGUACCACUUUGCGAACUACAACUUCACUCUUUUGGCGACGGUGUCCAUCCACGGUGAGCCGACGAAGAGUGGUUCCAUUUCAUUGAUGGGUGCGAAGAUGGCUGGUGAUGACAAUACAGUACUCCUGGGAAUGUCGUACGAUAGCGGAAAGAAGCGAGCAGUGCUGUGCAGUGGCGGAAAGAACAAGGAGCAAAGCCGCACUUGGGAGCCACAGACACAGUACCAAGUGGCCAUUGUGCUACAGAAUGGCACCCAGGGCUCUGCGUACGUUGAUGGUGAACAUGUGGGAAAUGUGCAAUGCGAAUUGGAAAAUACGGAUUCUAAAGGGAUCUCACACUUCUUCAUUGGAGGGGAUGGAGACAACACAGUGGGCGACGAAGUUGUGUCUGUGACUGUGAGGAACGUCCUGCUGUACAACCGCCCGUUGACUUCCGAAGAGAUUGGCGCCCUCAACCCGAAUAAAGCCUCCAUUUCACCUUCUGAAGAUCUUACCGCAGCGGUGGUGAUGGAUACUCCUUCGACAGCGGUGAGCGGACCAGUUGCACAGAAAACCGUGUCCGUGUCCACUCCUGGCGGAUCCACAGUGAAACAUGAGUCGAGCGCAAGAUCUGGAGAGGAUGAGGGGACGGUGGGAGAAACGAAUGCGCAGGAGAAAGCGAUCCACUCACAUAACAGGGAAGUAAAUGGUACGGCACUCAACAGCAGCCCUGGAAAUUUUUCGCAAUUGAAUAACAGCGAUGCCAUCACCAUACGUGGGAGCGGACUGCUGCCGUUGCUCCUUCUGUUGGGACUGUGGGUGUUUGCGGCUCUGUGA